AUGGCAGAAAACAGAGAAGAAAUUCUAGCAAAUUUUCAGGGUAUAACAGCCAUAGAAAAUGUUGCUGAAGCUAUAUACUACCUUGAAGAAUCAAAUUGGGAUUUACUUACUGCCAUCAACCGGGUGAUGCCUCAGGAUGGAAGCAGCUCAACAGCACAGAACGACACUCAUGAUGUUGAGAUGAUAGACGAUGAUAUAUCUGUGAUAACUCCAAAAACGCACCCACCAGACAGAGAAGAUGGUAAUCAAGCAUCAACCUCAUCACCUAAAUAUAGUUCCAUUGAUUUGGUAGAGCUACAAGUUCAUUGUAAUAAUAAAAUAUAUGAAAUCAAAAUAUCGGCCACAGCAACAGUCAGUGAUCUAAAGAAACAGUUGGAAUUGGCUUGCGGUGUGCCAGUAUGUCGUCAGCAGAUCUCAGGGCUGGGCGGCUCACGAGCUACAUCUAGUGCUCAGCUGCACACACUCUCACUACCACACAAUGCAGUACUCAGGCUCAAAGCUGCUGAACAACUAAUGGCGGAUGAUGAGGUGGCAGAAAAACUAACGACAACAUACAUUCUUCACGUGAAACACGAUGACAAGGAAUACACGCUCAAGUAUCCCGGCACCAAGACUGUACAAGAAGUCAAGAAUGAUAUAUACUCACUGACAGAUAUACCUGCACGCCAUCAGUCAUGGACAGGUUGGCCUACUGUGACAGGGCUCGACGACACUGUGCUCGCUAUGGUAGGCCUGGACAUGCCUCAACACGAGCUCUCUGUUAAACGGGCCCCCAGCAAGCAGAAAGAAUAUAAGAGGGCAGCCGGACCAAGCGCACGGACCGGAGGGGAAUCGAUAAUAGUCGAGAGUUCGGACAGUGAAAACAGUUCAGUGGAAGAAAUAGAAGACACAGCUGAGGGCUUUACAGGAGAAGACGAUAUGUUUGUGGAUUUAGUGCAGUCAGAAAGGUUACAACCGUUAAUGACGGAUCACGUAGAAGAUGAAGCACUUGGGUGUAUCGAGUUUGCGUCGAGGUUUCGCUCGCGGUACGGGCCCAACACACCUAACUUUUUUGAAGGAACACUUCAAGAUGCCAUCAAGGAAUCCUGUCUGAAACCUGCCAAAGAGAGAAAACUACUAGGUAUAUAUCUUCACCACGAACAGUCAGUGCUCUCGAACGUAUUCUGUGCACAACUACUAGGGUGUGAUGCUGUGCUGCAGACACUCCAGGCCAACUUCGUCGUAUACGGAUGGGACCUCACGCAUCAGGAUAACAAUAAUAUGCUAUUAUCAUCAGUGGCGAAUUCCCUGGGCCCGGUAGCGAGUAUGACGAUACGGAACAUCCCCGUGGAUAGAUUACCAGCUUUAGUCAUAAUAAUGCGUGUCAGAUCAAAUACUGAAAUAUAUUCAGUCAUCAAUGGUAAUGUAGGCGUUUCGGAGCUGCUGAGCGGGCUGGUGGAGGCUCUGGAGCGGUUCAGUGCGGCGAGGGAGGACGAGGCGAAGCUCGAGCGAGAACGAGAUGCCAGGCAACGGGUCAAGCGCGAGCAGGACGAGGCUUACCAACGGAGUUUAGAGGCUGACAGAGCUAAAGAAGAAGUAAAAAAGCAACUGGCAUUAGAAAGAAAUCAAGAAAUAGAACGAGCAGAAUCAGAAAGACUUAUGGAGGCAGCUAAAAAAGAGGCGGAGCGGCUGGUGGCGGCGCGGCGCGUGCCGGGCGAGCCGGGCGCGGGCGCGGACGCGGCGCGCAUCCGCGUGCGCCUGCCGCCGCCGCACGACCACUGCCUCGAGCGGCGCUUCCACCCCCACGACACGCUGCAGGCACUAUUAGACUUCCUCGCUUCAAAAGGUUAUCCACAAGAACAUUAUAAAGUAAUCGCUAGCUGGCCUAGGAGAGACUUAACAACAGAAUCUCCAAGCAAUACGCUGAAGACACUGAAGCUGUACCCACAGGAGACGGUGAUGCUGGAGGAGCGGUGA
This is a messenger RNA of Arctia plantaginis, 1956 nucleotides long. The record is from the annotation of a GenBank genome assembly. NCBI's taxonomy places the organism in Eukaryota, Metazoa, Arthropoda, Insecta, Lepidoptera, Erebidae.